UUUACAAAUAUAUUUUUCGCACUUCAUACACAAUUUCAACUGAGACGCGGCGACUAUCCCCAGAAAUCUACCAAAAUGCCAACACUACAGAUAUUCACUAAUGUAAAAGAAGGUGAAUUUCCAGAUGGCUUCUUUGCAGGUCUGAGUUCUGUAUUUCAGAAAGCGAUUGGAAAGCCAGAAAAGUAUAUCUGUAUACAUGUCGUGCCCAACCAAAUGAUGAGCUUUGGUGGAUCAACUGAGCCGUGUGCCAUUGCCAAUGUGACUAGUAUAGGCAAACUAGGAGUGGAAGAGAAUAAGGUCCUUACCCAGGUUAUUACGACUGAAAUGCUCAAGAUUGGUGUGAAUGCAGAUCGGAUGUAUGUAGUGUUCAGGGAUGCUGCAAGACAGGAUAUAGGAUGGAACAAUACUACCUUUGCAUCAUAAAAUAAGACUUUUAGCAUGAUCUGUGAUAUAACUAUGUUUCAAGAUAUUUAAAUUCUUUCAUGAUUUGCAUUUGGCUAUGUCUAUCUGCCAAAGGAAUAAAAACAAAAGUUCGUGAAAACUUUUAUUAACUGUCACAUAAUAAGCUGUUGACAUAAUAUUUCAUGUUUAGAUGACACCAUCUUGUUUUGUAAUUGCUCUGCAUUGAUCAAGGUUGAUUUACAAAAAUUACUUCAAAAUGUUUACAAGGUAUUAACUGAUUAUGAAAAUUUUGGUUCAUCCAGGUUAAUAGACACAUGAAAAUUUUUUUGCAUCAAGUCAAUGUGGAAUUUAAGUGGAGGAGGGUUUUGCUAUUGAUCUAGGGAAUUGCAUAAAAUUGGCUGUAGUAGUAAAUUUGCUAUCAAUAGUAAUUCCUCGUGGAAUACAGGCUUGUUUUUCGGCUGUUGAGCAACAUGCCAUGGGUAGCAGCGAUCAAAAUCUAGUAUUUUUCGAAGAGUUAUAUCAAAGUUUUAUGCAACGGGGCCCUGGGCGCUUCUCCAAUAUCCUGACUCAGAUAUGCUGAAGAAGGAUUCAGUACCAGAUGAGAUACUGCCCUCCAAAUUUAAUUUGACUCAGUUAUUUGCAGUAUGAUAUUUAGUCAAAAUGUGCUGUGACAAGGAUUGAUUUUGUUCACAUAGAAUUUGAUAGAAAUGCUAUGAUCUAGUGACUUGCCAUUUAUGUACUGGGCCCCAAAACACAAAACGCCUUUGGGGUGGAAUGCAAAAAUGAAAGAAAACUCUUCAUGGGUUUGGUGAGUGUUUUUAUAUCAAGUUAACAUGACACAACGAUCCAGGUUGGCCAUUGCAAUUUAAACAAACAGUUUUGGAGCCUGCUUUUGUUACUUUAUAAUAAUAUUUGAUUUUCAGAAUCCUUUAGUAUUAUAAAAGAUUGUCACACUUUUAUGAUGAUGAUAUCGAUAAUGAUGAUAUGAUGAAGUCUGUUAUUUUGGUCAUUUGUGUUCAGUGUGAAUAUAUGCCUGUAGGCCUAUUUUUAUUUGCAUGUAAUGCAAUAUCUAAAAAAAAAAAUUUUCAAUUCAAUUCUUUUAUUUCAUUUCCAAUUGAAAGUUUGAUUUACAAAAUUUUAUUGCAGUUCUAAAUAAUUAAAUAUAUCAUGACAAGGAGUACAGUUUAUGUUUAGGAGGUUUAUAGUUAGGAUGGCGAAGAAAACUAGUUUUGAUGGACUUUACUGAUUUAAACUUGCCUGGGAAGUGUCUUCCCUCUUUUUAAAGUAAUCUUUAUUGUUGUUUCAUCAAAGAAAAGAAAAUUUAGAAUCAUGUGAUUUUUUAAAAUCCAUAACAUUACUAUGUCUACAUGAUAUAUCAAAAUUCUUUGAAAAUUGCAACUUGGCCUUUCCAUAUACAUUCGUUUACCAACAAAGUCUGGGUGCAGUCUUACAAAGUGUUAAAAUAUCAAAAUCAAAUUCAAAUUGAAGUUAAUUUAAAUUCCCAUUGACGAUUUGAGUUAAAUCAUAUUCUGAGUUUGAUCCGAAUUGUCUUACAGAUUCAAUUAUUUGUAAGACAGGUGUGCUUUACAUGUAUAUUUACAUGUUGUGAUGACUUGCCUUUAUUAUUUUUAUCGUGAAUACAUCCAAGGAAGUUUGUUGCAAAAUAAUGUGGAAAAUAAUGUGUAAUAAAUGUAUGAAUUACAUUUA
Messenger RNA from Lytechinus variegatus (green sea urchin), 2109 nucleotides. RefSeq names its product macrophage migration inhibitory factor-like. Lineage: Eukaryota; Metazoa; Echinodermata; Echinoidea; Temnopleuroida; Toxopneustidae. Gene Ontology annotation, molecular function: cytokine activity; phenylpyruvate tautomerase activity. The record is from RefSeq and is a predicted model, not a curated record. The transcript has 3 exons. The coding region runs from base 76 to 423 and encodes 115 amino acids.